Messenger RNA from Prunus avium (sweet cherry), 2010 nucleotides. NCBI's taxonomy places the organism in Eukaryota, Viridiplantae, Streptophyta, Magnoliopsida, Rosales, Rosaceae. The record is from RefSeq and is a predicted model, not a curated record.
AUGGAUUUCUUAGCAUCAUCAAGAUCUUCAUCACCAAAAAUGUUCCAUGUUCUCAUUGCCAUUUGUGUCAUGGCUGCACUAGCUUGCCGGUCUGUGGAUGCUCAAGUUUUAGCAAAUGUGACAGCAGGGGCAUUCACACUUCAGGUGAAUUUAAGUAGUUCGACAUUUCUUGAAGAACUGAACAUUAGCAAAUCAGACUUUCCAAGUGAUUUUAUUUUUGGAGUUGGUACUGCUGCUGCACAGACUGAAGGGUCGCCCAAUGAAGGAGGGAGGGGACAAAGUGUUUGGGACUAUCGUGCUAAAAUACUCCCAGGUUCACAUAUCGUUUCAGCAGUUGAUGGAUAUAAAAGAUACAAGGAGGAUAUUUUGCUCAUCAAGGACCUUGGAGUAAAUUCUUACCGAUUCUCCAUCUCGUGGACUAGGAUCUUGCCAAAUGGAAGCUUAAGUGGCGGAAUUAACCAAGAGGGUGUUGAUCACUAUAACAGUUUGAUUGAUGAAUUAGUCAAAAAUGGAAUCACACCUUUUGUGACAAUUUUACACUUUGACCUGCCACAAGCCGUCGAAGACAAAUAUGGAGGUUACUUGAAUCGCUCAUUUGUGGAUGACUUUAGAGACUAUAGUGAACUUUGUUUCAAAUUAUUUGGAGACAGAGUUAAACAUUGGUUCACAUUUAAUGAACCAAGAAUUAUUGCAUCUUAUGGUUAUGAGUUGGGGAUUGCCCCACCAGGGAGGUGUUCACUUCCAAAAGAUAUAUGUGUAUUUAAAUCUCCAGUUCCAGGGAAAUGUUUAAUGACAGUAGGUCCGUGUAACUUUGGUGGUAACUCAUCCACUGAACCUUACGUUGUAGCCCAUAACCUCAUUCUUGCUCAUGCCAACGUGGCUAAGCUCUACCGAGAAAAAUACCAGGCAAAACAAAAAGGUGAAGUUGGAAUUGUGCUUGUUACACCAUAUUAUGUGCCUUUUUCAAAAUCACAAGAAGAUCAAGAUGCAGCAAAUCGACUUUUCGACUUCUACUUAGGAUGGUUUAUGGAUCCAUUUGUGUUUGGAGAGUAUCCAAAAAGCAUGAGAGAGUUGGUGAAGGAGAGGCUGCCUGAGUUUACUGAAGAAGAGAAAGUGAUGGUUAAGGGAAGUUUAGAUUUUCUUGCGAUAAAUUAUUACGCAUCAAGUUAUGCUAAAAAUAAGCCACCAUCUUCAAAUGAAGUGUUGCGCUACACUCUCGACGUAGCAGCCGAAAUCAUAGAUGGCAAAGAUGCUCCUGGAUUGGGACAUGGAAAUUGGCCAGAAGGGCUGGAGAAAUUGAUGAACUAUAUAAAGGACAAAUACAAUAACCCCAAAGUCUACAUUGCUGAAAACGAGUAUCCAAAAAGCAUGAGAGAGUUGGUGAAGGAGAGGCUGCCUGAGUUUACUGAAGAAGAGAAAGUGAUGGUUAAGGGAAGUUUAGAUUUUCUUGCGAUAAAUUAUUACGCAUCAAGUUAUGCUAAAAAUAAGCCACCAUCUUCAAAUGAAGUGUUGCGCUACACUCUCGACGUAGCAGCCGAAAUCAUAGAUGGCAAAGAUGCUCCUGGAUUGGGACAUGGAAAUUGGCCAGAAGGGCUGGAGAAAUUGAUGAACUAUAUAAAGGACAACUACAAUAACCCCAAAGUCUACAUUGCUGAAAACGGAAUUGCUGGUGUCAGGAAUGAUGCUCUUGACCUUAAUGUACAAUUAAACGACGUGUCUCGAAUUAUCUAUGUUGUUCGUCACUUGUACCGACUCAACAAGGCGAUUAAGAAUGGAGUGAAUGUCAAAGGAUACUUCCAUUGGACUCUAAUGGAUGAUUUUGAAUGGGGCAUGGGGUUUAGGACUAGAUUUGGGCUUUACUACGUUGAUUUCAACAGAAACUACACUCGUAUCCCCAAGAACUCUGUUUUGUGGUUCCACAAUUUCUUGAAUGGCACGUAUGAGAGUGACAUAUACAAGAAUGCGGCCAAUAGAUUUACAAAGUGGUUGAAAGAUUUGUCGAUGAAUUAA